Rotaria sordida is the source of this 951-nucleotide messenger RNA. The record is from the annotation of a GenBank genome assembly. NCBI's taxonomy places the organism in Eukaryota, Metazoa, Rotifera, Eurotatoria, Philodinida, Philodinidae.
AUGUCAUCAGAAAAUGAUGAAAUUAUUGACGGUUGGGUUUUUAGUUCAGUUGGUGGCAUUUUAUCUACACCACUUGGUGUAGCAUUAGCUAAUUCUUUAAAGAACAAAAGUGGUAUUAAAUUGUGGAGUUCUCUUGAUAAUAAUAAUGGUUCAUCAACUUUUCGGAUGCAAUCUUGGUCGAAAUAUCAAAUGGUUAAUCUUAAUUUUGACUUACAACUACCAUCAAAUAAUAUUUUAUCUAUAAAAAAUGCACUGAUGAGUACUGAAUUAAAUACAAUACGAGUAUCUAUAAUUGAUAUUCGACCAUCAGAAAAUUUUAUCAGUCAAGGUAUCUCACGAACAUCAACUUUCGUUUUAAUUGGAGAUCAAACAGGUACAACUUACUUAAUAGCAACCGAUUUACCAUCAGACAUAUUACAAGUAGAAAAAACAUAUGAUAUUACAAAAGUACAUAAAAAAAUUUUCAACGGUUCAUUUUUGUUAUCCACCACCAUUGAUACACAUAUAUCAUCAUCGAAUACAACAAUAAUACCUGAUAUCAAUGAUGUUGCUGAAACAAUGAACAUAAACUUAAGUGAAAAAAGAACAAUAACAACAAGUAUAAGUGAAGUUGGAGAAAUUCGUCGAUCAUAUAGUUGCUUAACAUGUCAUGGCGAUUUAAAUGAAGUUAAAAAUGUUGCUGCGUUAUUGUAUUGUGAGAAAUGUCGUCGUCAUAUUUUAAAAGUAAAUGUCACUCAACAUAUUUCCACUACAUUAGUAUUAAAAAAUGAUCAAGAAAAAAUUAUUUUAUUUGUGAAUGACCAAAUGCUUCAUCAGCUACUCGAAAUCAUUGGUCUAAACAUCAAUAUGAUCGAUAUGGAUAUUGCAAUUGGUAUGAUGUCUUGUGGAAAUUCGAUUUUAGAAUAUAGUGAAUUACGUAAAGAAUUACUUGGAAUUACCAAGCCAAAAUAA